This is a messenger RNA of Galendromus occidentalis (western predatory mite), 603 nucleotides long. Its product is annotated as photoreceptor-specific nuclear receptor-like. The transcript is spliced from 3 exons. Bases 1 to 603 code for a protein of 200 amino acids. NCBI's taxonomy places the organism in Eukaryota, Metazoa, Arthropoda, Arachnida, Mesostigmata, Phytoseiidae. The record is from RefSeq and is a predicted model, not a curated record.
AUGGCUCCCCCUAUAGCUGUCGCACCGUUGGUCGGAGCAACGACUCAGGAAAUCACAGCACGACUCCUGUUCAUGGUAAUACGUUGGGUGAAAUGUCUUCCAACGUUCCAAACUCUUUCUCGCGGAGAUCAAGUGUGUCUGUUGGAAGAAUCAUGGAGGGAUCUCUUUCUGCUAUACAUGUCGCAUUGGUCACCGGGCGUUGGGGACGCGGUUAGUCCCGCCGCCGUACAUCACGACGAACUCAAUCCAAUCGAAAUCCAUUACGUUCAGGACGUUAUGCGUCGCUUGCGUCAGCUCUCGCCUGACGACACUGAAUGCAGUUGCUUAAAGGCCAUUGUUCUUUUCAAACCUGAGACAAUGGGCUUGUGCGAUACCCACCCGGUUGAAAUGCUUCAAGAUCGAGCUCAAUGCGUGCUUGGCGACUAUGUCAGGGAACGAUAUCCGAGGCAACCAACACGCUUUGGACGUCUUCUGCUGUUACUUCCGAUUCUACGAUCGAUCUCGAACGUCUUCAUCGAGAAACUUUUUUUCAAAGGCACCAUCGGCAACAUUCGGGUAGAGAAGAUUCUCGGAGAAAUGUACACAAUGCAGGUCGACACCUGA